Cimex lectularius (bed bug) is the source of this 2487-nucleotide messenger RNA. RefSeq names its product serine incorporator 1 (gene TMS1). Gene Ontology annotation, cellular component: membrane. The record is from RefSeq and is a predicted model, not a curated record. The transcript is spliced from 13 exons. The coding region runs from base 334 to 1746 and encodes 470 amino acids. NCBI's taxonomy places the organism in Eukaryota, Metazoa, Arthropoda, Insecta, Hemiptera, Cimicidae.
UUUCAACAAACAAUGAAAUAUCAACACAGUGAAAGUUAUUCAUCAAAUGUGAUUUCUUGUAUUUUUAUUUUUGGAAUUUAAAUAAUAAAAAUUAAACUGGCUCAAAAUCAACAAAAUUCUCUUUCAAAUGAAAAAAAAGACACUACGGUUCUUAAUGUAAACGAUACUACAAAUGAAGGGCAUAGGGAGUCUAAAAGUACAAAUGCUGAACUCAGAGUAGGACCUGUGGAAGAAUUUUCUUCGUCGUUGGAACAAAGAAGAACCAUGUGGUCGAUAGGGAAGCCAAGCACUGCGUGAGGCGGAAGAGCCCGUUGUACAUUUUUGGAAAGCGAAAUGGGUGCCGUACUCGGACUAUUCUCAGCAGCGCAGCUAGCAUGCUGCUGCGGGAGCACAGCCUGCAGUCUGUGCUGCGCAGCGUGUCCAUCAUGUCGCAACUCGACUUCUACGAGGAUAAUGUAUGCCCUUAUGCUCCUCAUUGGGACAGUUGUUGGAUGUAUAUUUCUAGCUCCGGGUCUUGAAGGGGCUCUCCAAAAGGUACCGUUUUGUCGAAAUGAGACGUCUGUGAGCAAAUUUAUACCUACCAUAGACUGUCAAAAUGCUGUUGGAUACAUGGCGGUUUAUAGACUGUGCUUCGCUCUUUCCUGUUUUUUCUUCUUAAUGUCGCUCAUUAUGAUAAACGUCAAAUCGUCAAGGGAUCAUCGUGCUGGUAUUCAAAAUGGGUUUUGGGGAUUAAAAUAUCUCCUAGUAAUUGGAGGUAUGAUCGGUGCAUUUUUCAUCCCUGAAGAAUGGUUUGGACCAACUUGGAUGUACGUUGGGAUGUUGGGAGGUUUUGCUUUCAUCCUAGUCCAGUUGAUUCUUAUUGUAGAUUUUGCACACUGCUGGGCGUCGGCUUGGGUUGAAAAUUAUGAAGAAACAGAAUCUAAAAAAUGGUAUGCUGCAUUGAUGAUUACCAUGUUGAUCAAUUAUGCUCUGGCAAUCACUGGAAUUGUUCUUCUAUUUGUCUACUUCACUGCACCUAACGACUGCGCUCUGAAUAAGUUUUUCAUCUCCAUUAACUUGAUUUUGUGUUUUGUCGCAAGUGCUAUGUCCAUCCUUCCAGCCGUCCAAGAAGCCCAACCCAAGUCAGGUCUGUUACAAUCUUCUAUCGUAACCCUCUACGCGAUCUAUUUAACUUGGUCUGCUCUUUCAAACAACCCUGACUUGAACUGCAAUCCUGGUUUCCUUUUGAAUCAUGGUGGGAAACACGAGAAGUCAAAAUUCGAUUUUGAAAGCAUUAUUGGCCUUGUUAUUUGGAUGUGUUGUGUGCUUUACUCAUCCCUCAGGACAGCUACAAAAUCCUCGAAAAUCACAAUGUCUGACCACAUUUUAGUUAAGGACACUGGUGGGCCUCAAAAAGAGGAGAAGAAAAAGAAAAAAAAAAGGAAAAGAAAUUUCCUUGGCAUGCCUAUUAAACAGAAAAAAGAUGAUGGAGGCGAACAAGGUGGUGACAAAGGUGACAAAGUCUGGGACAACGAGUCUGAAGGAGUCGCUUAUUCUUGGUCGUUCUUCCAUGUAAUGUUCGCCUUCGCAACCCUCUACGUGAUGAUGACGCUCACCAACUGGUAUUCGCCGAAGUCAUCGUUGGAAGACUUGAACAAAAAUUCGGCCUCGAUGUGGGUGAAGAUGAUGUCUAGCUGGACCUGCCUGGCAAUCUAUAUGUGGUCCCUCAUCGCUCCGAUCGCACUUCCGAAUCGUGAGUUCUCAUAAAGCAGUUGGCCUUUCAUCACUUAAAUAAAACAUCCUUGACAUAACAUUGUUGUUAUUAAAUAUGAAUUAUUAUUAUUAUUAUUAUUAAGUAUUUUAUGGAAUAUCUAGUUUAUGUGAUAUACGUUUAGUAUUAAUUUUGUAAAUAUCUGUAAAAUUUUUUAGAGGUAUUUGUUUAGUUUCAAUUAAAAGCCUUAACAAACUUAAUUUGGAUAGUAUAUAAUAAUAAAAAAAUGUCGAAUAUCAAUUUGUCUCAAAUUUUACCUUGGCUUGUGAACAUUUUUUUGUUAAACUUAAUUAUUAAAGCAGCUUUCUCUAUCUACCAGUAAAAUAAAAAUUUAUAAUAUUUAACUAGCUUUUUGUGGUUUUAGAAUAAAAGGUUAGAAAUAAGGUUUAUGAGUGUUAAUGAGUAUAAAAAGAAGAAGUCUUUUCAUUUUUAAUGCAUAAAUUAUAAUACUUAGGAAAAGUCCAUUUAUUCCUUUAUUGGUGCAUUUAUGUUGUAAAAAUUAUAUACUUUAAUCCCAAUUUGAAAACAUUUAUUUAUCAACUAUUUUUAACAAUAAAACUGUGAUGUUCAAAUCAUGAUUUUCUAGUUAGCCUGAAAUAGUUUUAUUAAAAUUCUACAUGGAGUAAAACCUCCAUUAUCCGAGAUAAUGAUGUGGAGGGGGCUCCAUGGAAAACUGAAAACCCUGGAUAAUGGAACUUAUUUUUUUAAUGCAAUAAUUAAAAGGUGAAUUAAGAAGA